AUGUCGCUGUCCCCUACCACGGGCAUCGGCAGGCUUUCCUUAGAGGCAACUGCAGCCGCACCUACCCGAGCCAAUCUCCAAAUGCAGCAAUCUCGGGCAAGCUCCUCGACGGACGGGUCGGAACAGCACUCGGACGAGAGCGACUGGGAAGAGGAUGAAGACGACGUCAUUUCGUUACCCUCGGGUCUCAACUACAACAUCUCUCGCGUCUCUCCCAGGACACAGAAUGUGGUGCGAGAACUCAUCAGCCAAGCCUCGGUUCAGGGGUCGCCACAGAUAUCGCUCGAGCUAUGCGGGAUAAAGGAGGAGAGCUCCGAAGGUGGUGGCAUUUUUUACGCCUUUCAAAUGCACGAAACCGUCCCUUGCUCAGUUCGCAUUGGCGCCAGAAAUAGCACGCGAUUCUCGGUUCCCCGGUGCGAAUGUCCCGAUGCCAGAUACCGACGUGCCCAGCCGUGUAAACACAUAGUGUGGCUCUUUGACCACGUUUCGAAGCAAGCCCUUUUUGACCAUGACCCUGAUUCAGACCUCACCAUGACAGAGAUGGGCUACCCCCAAGAGCUCCAAGACCCUUUCCAGCAUAUCUCGCAAAUGCGCCUUGACGUCCUGGCCGACAGCCUCCACUGCGACAUAUCAGCCCCUAGCCGCGAUACCGCCCUUCCCAGCAGAAGUCGUGUGAGAGAAGCUCGGGAAAUUGUUGCCGCCGUGGCUGGAGUCGGGGCCUCGGAACUCGACACCUACAGGCUCGACCUCGAGUCAUCGUACAACAGCGACAACCUGAUACGCCGUGGUGAUCUCGAGGCCACACUCUUCUCCCUCAUACUUGCGUCGCACUCCCUAGCCAAUUGGGUGCGUGCCCAGCUCAACCCCACCGACCCAGCUGUCGACCCCUUUCGUCACCUGCAGCUACGUGCUUUGCGUAUUCUCGCAGAGCUUGACGGUUAUUCGUCGUCUCUUCAUGACCCCGCUGCCGUCGCCGCCCGCCAGGAGGAGGGAAAAGAGGCAGAAGGCCCGCGAAGUGUAGCCUGGGCUGCCACACAGAUUCGGCAAUGUGUUGUGCAGAUCGAUAAGCUUGUGUCGCGCGGCUCCAGACCCCUAGCCAAGUCGGCUCGCGCAUCGGCAGCACGAGCACUCGUGAGCAUCCUCAAGGCCGUGACAAAUCACAACUUCGACUCACACGGCGGAGCUACUCUUGACGACCGGAAUCUAUACAUGUGCCUGGUGGGCAACCACGACACCGGCUUUGUCUACUCGGCUCUCGACACGCUGGUCGACCAGAGUCAAUUCAUCGAGGAGCUCGAGGGAAUUAUGGAAUUGCUUGGCCGCUUUGGCUCUCCGGCCUCGUACGCCGCUAACAUGCGAGGUCUCAUCACCCGCAUGCGCAGCCAUACGACGGCCGGCAACUACGCUAGCACGGCCGGCAGCGGCUCUGUUGUCGGUGCCAGCACAAGCGGUAUCCCCCGGACCGAGACACCUGCUCUGGAGACGCCGCCAGAGGAGGAGCCCCCGGCUUCGGGCUCUUCUGGUCCGAGUAGCGGACAAUUUAUUACCCCUGAGGUACCGGCAAGCGCAUCAAAACGGGGGAGUCGAGGCGGUCGAGGCAGCCGCGGAGGAGGGCGCGGGAGA
Messenger RNA from Lasiosphaeria miniovina, 1623 nucleotides. RefSeq lists its product as uncharacterized. Gene Ontology annotation, molecular function: zinc ion binding. The transcript has a single exon. The annotation marks the transcript as partial. The record is from RefSeq and is a predicted model, not a curated record. NCBI's taxonomy places the organism in Eukaryota, Fungi, Ascomycota, Sordariomycetes, Sordariales, Lasiosphaeriaceae.